Molecule: messenger RNA, 3099 nt
Organism: Symbiodinium sp. CCMP2592
Lineage: Eukaryota; Dinophyceae; Suessiales; Symbiodiniaceae
Source: the annotation of a GenBank genome assembly
AUGGGAAAGACGCCAUACCCCUGGCAGCAGAUUGCAGCUGCACGUGCUGCACAUGAGAACAUCAUCGUCAGUGCCGAGACAGGCUCCGGCAAGACCCUGGUGGCCGAGCUGGCAAUCCUCGAAGCACUCAGGCUUCACCCCGGCAAGCACGUCGCCUUCAUGGUGACCGCUUCACGGCUGCUGGCUCACCAGCAGUGGAUGCGGGUGAAGGCGACGUUGCACGAAGCCGAUCCUGCUGCAGAAGUGGCAGAACUCACGGGCUUCACAGCGAGUGGCUGGGGUCCGAAGGAGUAUGCCAGCGUCCUGCGCGCAAAGGUGUUGGUUGGGACUGUCGAGACCUUUACCAGAGCUUUCAUAGACCACGGCUUCUUCCGCUUCGAAGACUUCUCCCUCUUCGUGCUGGACGAGUGUCACGAGGCCAAGGGGGAAUCUCCGGCAGCCGAACUCCUCUGGCGGCUUCACUGUCAGGACGGAGGCAACAGCUUGGCCCCCGAUCCAAAUCUCCGGGUGAUGGGACUUACUGCGUCCUUUGCGAGCUGCAAGGCUAGCAGCCGCGACGAUUUCGCCGCGCUCCGGCAGCAACUGCAGGCUGUCAUGCAGUCAAAGAUGCACCACGUGCCGAGGAGCGGGCUUCCCUCGCGCAAGAUGCCGUCUUUCCACCGUGUCGAGUAUGAGAGCAAUGCCGGGGCUGAAGCAGCGGAAGCUCUCGCAGGGGAACUGACCAGCGAGAUUUGGGAGGAGCUCCGACAGCAGGGCUUGACCUGCGACUCCGUUGAGAAAGUCGUCCGAGAUCUCGGUGUGCUUUUGCUCGAGCUGGGAAGUGAGGGCUUCCUCUUUGGCCUGGAGAAAUGCGUCGUCGCACAGCUCCUGGCGCAGAUCGAACAGCGGAAAAUGAUCCCGGCCACCAGGCCUGGCGCAGAGGAGCUCGAGGAGCAGCUGGUGGUCCUCGAACGAAGCCUCGCCACAGUCCUCGCCAGAGUCAAAGGAAACCCAAAGCUCCUGAGCUUCGACCCUAUCUCCGGCAAAGCGCAAGCCCUUUUUGACUGCCUCGAGAAAGAGUUCGCCGAUCCCAAACGGGACGAUGUGGGCAUGUGCUUUGUCAACGAGGCAUGUCUGAGCAUUCCGCUCGCCCACCUUGUGAAGACCUCCUUGGGGAUAGACACCGCUGCCGUGUCGGGCACGAAGGCAAUGCCAGAAAAGCCAAGAAACGAUGCGUUUCAAGCUUUCGCAAACCGCGGUGCUUGCAGACUGCUGGUGGCGACGAGGUGUGCGGAAGAAGGCUUGGAUGUGGCAGACUGCUCUUUCGUGGUCCGCUUCAGCCGAUUCCACACGACUCGCAACCACAUUCAAGGUGUCGGUCGCGCACGAGCAUCGGAGGCCAAGGUCUACUACUUUGAGAACGACCCACUGGAAGAGUGCAGCAAGGAGGAGAUGAUGUACGAAGCCGCAGCUGAGCGGGACGUGAUCCCAUCGAUGUUGGCCGCUGUGCCGCCGCACCGACGCGUUUGGGAGGGUCUGCACCCGUACAUCAUCCCGGAGAGCCUUGCAGAGGUCAACCUGAAAAAUGCUAUCUCGAUUCUGUCAGAGUAUGUUGCUACAACUACAUCGGGGAAAGUCCAGCUCAAGAAGCUCCAUGGCGAUUCGCACUUUUGCCUUCCCGGUCCACAGGGGUGGCUGAAGAUUCCCAUGGUGGAGGUCGAGGGCUUCUUUCCGCAAGAGCGAGAUGUCAAGCCGACCUCUGUUUCUUACUACGUGGGCGUCCUGGUUCUUCACUGCAGGGGCUGGCUGGACGAACACAACUGUGUCGCCAAGCAAGUCAGUAGAGCGAGCCAAGAAGUUGCGUGGCCAGAGCCGGAGGGGGAGCCGGAGACCAUUUCUCUUGGCCCCAUGGUAUUUCCGAAGGGUCUUCUCGGGAAUCUGCCUUCCAGCGACGCCCUUGCGCAGUUUCAGCAGCGCGGCAGAGAGACCAGACGGCAGCACGUGGCUAGCGGCGCGGAGCAAGUCGUCAUCGGCGAGCGAUUGCUCCAGGUGGAUGCCGUCUACAACACGCAGGAGACCGUCAACAAGACCUUCACUGACGGGCGAUGCGUCUGGCAGGGUCUCAAGGCGCUGGCACGCCGCGAGGUGGACUUCGGGGAAAUCACGCGGAUCAGGGUGGCGCGGGGUCCGGACGACUGCUGGUACUCUGCUGACAACCGCCGGCUUUUCAGCAUCAAGGUGGUGGGGCCUCUCAUCGAUGUCACAGAGAUCUGCGUUGAUGAAAUCAACUGGACGCCGGAAAUGAAGAACAAGCUUGACCAGCACGCGAGGUACGGAGAGGUGUGGCGCACAGAUGCUGCUAGCAUCAGUCAAGUGCGCAAGCAGCUUGAGGACGAGCUGCAAAACGGCCCCGCCCCUCUCCCGAGCAGCUCCCUCGACCCGAAGUUGAUCGCCGCUGAGGAGGAGAUCGAAGAGAUCUUGGGAAAGGCGGCAGACCUGGCAGAGACGGAGGAGCUUGCCUCCGCCAAGGCUGCCGGCCGGCCACCGCAGCCGGAGGAAAAAAGACCGAAGCCCAAAGAGGCGGAGCAAAGCUUGGAGCGAAGCUUCAUCGAAUUCUCGGAACCCCGCUGCCCAACGGCAGCGCGAGGAGAGGGUGGCAGCAGCGCCAUGCCGUUGCCCGAGGCGCCUCCUCCAGUUGGCUCUGGAGCUGCUGCCACGUCAGCUCAGGGAGUUCCCGGAGUGGUGCCAGAGCGCUCUCCACUGAAGCAUGAGGCCAUUCCUCGGCAGAGCGCCGUGGAAUUGCAGCUGUUGCGCUGCAUUGGGGACUACCUCGUCAAGAAUCCGAAGGCAGAGUCUUCACCUGACCCCAUAUCAUUGCUCAACCUGGCGGUACAAGCGCAAAUGCGCCCCAGCGACCGCGAGCUGCAUCCGCUCUGCUACAAGGACUGGACACACCCAGAUGGCUUCAUUUGCGAGGUGACGCUGUGUGGGAUGAGGGUGGAAGGCCAGUUCGGCGCGAACAAAAAGGCUGCAAAGCAGUCUGCCGCUCAGGAGGCCAUUAAGGCGGUUUGCAAAGCCUCACGCGAGCGACGCGUGGUGCCGUUGGAUGAGAUGGAUUAA